GUGUGGGACCUUGGUGGACAAACGUCAAUUCGCCCAUAUUGGAGGUGUUAUUAUGCUAAUACCGAUGCCAUUAUCUACGUGGUAGAUUCUGCUGAUAGGGACAGAGAUAUUCCCAAUUGUCUGACUCCAGCUGAGGUCCAUAAAGCACUGGGGCUGGAGGCAUUACGAAAUAGGACGUUCCAGAUUUUCAAAACUUCUGCGUCAAAGGGUGAAGGACUUGAUGAGGCUAUGGAAUGGUUGGCCAAUAACCUGCAGCAAAAAAAGUAG
Messenger RNA from Cooperia oncophora, 267 nucleotides. Lineage: Eukaryota; Metazoa; Nematoda; Chromadorea; Rhabditida; Trichostrongylidae. The record is from the annotation of a GenBank genome assembly.